GAGCUGGUUUAGUUAGCCAAAAUAAGUCAAAGAAACAAGAAACAUUUUAUUCUUCAACUUUCCUCUUCAUUCUCAAAGUAACACGUAAUCGCUUCUUCUGCUUCCUCUUUCUAUAUCUGAAAAAAAUUCAAAUCUUGCAACGAUACAAUAUUCCGAUUAAGUAGGUGCUGAGCAUUUUGUACGCCUACCUCUCUACUUCACUCCUAGACGUGUACUUUGGAUUAAACUAUUUGGCCUUUGAACUGUCUGAAUUUCCUCCACCACCAUUGCGAUCCUCUUUCCUAUAUUCGAUACUAUUUACUAAUAACAAGGUUUCAGACGACAUAAAAUGAGCUUGUUAUUGUUCCAUCUUCUUGCGUAACAAAUGCUCCCAAGCGAACGUUGUCAUUGUUCUUGGUUCUCGUUCGUAUCAUAACGUAAGAAUAGUAAGUGAUUGAUUCGGAGGAAGCAUCGAUAUCCACAAGUCCCUCGUAAAAUUGACAAGUUGGAGAAAACGGAAGUGAGUCCGGAUGGUAGAGUUUUUCUGUUGGAGGAGGACGAAAUCGAUUACCCUUUGUACCCAUUCGAAACACUGUUGCUUCACUACUCUUCGGAAGCCUCGUCAAUCCAUUUCCUCCUGAUUGUAUCUCUCCUCCUCUUCUACACUUUCACCCUGUUCCUGGCAAGCAUGAACUCAGUGUCGAGCGGCCGAGAGCCGUCUCGACAGCCACGAAAAUACGGAAGAUCGGCCACAACAAGUGUGGCGCAGUUGUUCUCAGAUUCCGAUGUCGUGAGAUCCUGUACCAAUCUGCUGCAUCGUCUCACUACCAAGAAUCUGGUCAACGGCUCCCGUGACUCGGAAAUCAAUGGGGGAAUUGAAAACAACAAUACGCCAUAUAUUUCUGCCAAACCCACGACAACCACAUCUUCCAACAACAUGAAGCCAUCUCAUGCCCCAGACUCCCCAAUGUUUGAAAGAAGAGGUCAUCUCGGCUCUAGGAAAAAUUCGGGGACAUCCAUCAAUUCAAAUCCUUCCGAUUCUUACGCUUAUGUGAAGUACAAACCUCCGCUGCCAACGAGUCACACUAGCUCAAAUAUAAAUCACCAUUCGUCCAACCUGAAUAAUCAUAAUCUAGAAAAUAUCGAUAACUUAUCAUUGGGUCAGUCUGGAAGUAGACGGGGCAGUGGGAGUGGUAGCAGUGGUGGACUUGUAAAGAGCUCGACCACCAAUAAUUACUUUGGGAACGAUAGACUGAAGGAAUUGGAGCAGAAACUUUCGGAGAGAUAUCAACGACUAUUUGGAAGUGGUAAUGGCGAAUCUACCGCUUCUCCCCGUUCUGCCACUGGGCUAACAUCCUCAAGCAAAAACUUGGCUUCUCCAGAGGACUCCUCUCAACCUAGCACAGCCGAUUUGCUAAGUAAUGGUGGUGGUAGUAGUAGGUCUAGUCUGCGGGGUGCAAAGGCUAGAGUGCCUUAUGAAGAUAACACGGAUGAAUUCCGAGGUUAUGGACUAUCAAAAAGUGCAAGUACCAGUAGUGGUGGUGGUGCUGGUGGCGUGUCAUCAAGACUGCCUUACUCAUCCAGUGGUUACGGAUAUGGUUUGGGUUUAAUAGGACAUGAUUCUCCUUCUUCUUCUGGAAAUGGUAGACUUCCGUUAUCAUCAUCGUCCAGCAUUCUUAACUCUGCAUCCAAUUUAGGCUCAUCAACGUCUGGACGGUCAGGGCUUAACGAUUUGUACCCUUCACGUAGGACAUACGGACUUGCAAAGAGUGCAAGCAGUAGUGUAAUUCAGGACUCUGGGUUGGGUGGGUCAACUGGGUCAAUUCUAGGAGGAGGGUCCGGUAGUAAAUAUUAUUAUCAUCAUCAUCCACUUAUUGGUGGUUAUAGUUCGUCUUCCGGAGGGCGGCCGUACUCGGGGUCGAGUUCUCAUCUACUAGAACCAGUACCUGAGGUAAAACCCAAACCUCUCGCAGGGCUGGGGUAUGGACAGUACGAUCGUCACGACGAAAGAGAAAGGGAUCUUAGAGAAAGUUCAGGUUUAUCUCGCUCGAACACACUGAAUAACUUGGAUAAGGUCACAAUUCUGGAUGACGAAUUUGGAAAUGGGGGACGCGCAACAGUUCGGAAUGAGGCGGCUGGCAAAUACGCAGAUGAAGUUGGAACGGAGGCAAACGGGAAAGAAGGUGCAAGUGGCUCAAGGUCUAGUCAGAGAAAGUCUUCGUAUAAGUUGCCUUCACGAUAUUACUAUCGGCGCUACCGACACAAGUCGUCUCACACCCAGCCUAAGGAAAAGGAGCCUUCCCCCUUAAGUUUUACCAAAGUUGCUGCCCUUGCUCCUGACGCUAAUGGUGAUGUCAGUGAUCGAGAUCGAGAGGAUGAAGAUAAUAAUAACACUAGCACCAAAUUUGGCACGUCAUCGUUCAGAGUGAAAGGUGACGUUGACCUUGUUCGCGAAUCCUCCGCUGCCGCUUUCACCAACCAGAAUGGAGUGACCCCAUCUUCGCAUGUGUUGGCAUAUGACAUUACCCCUCGAAAAACGCUCAAAGAAUCAGAAGAACUCCUACUGAACGGAGGAGUCGGACUUGCUUCAUCAAUAAGGGAGGCGAAAGGCGAGGAUGGAGUACGAGGAGGAGAAAGUGAAGAACGGGACGUGGAUUUAGUUAGGAAGAAAGAAAUUGAGGAACUUAUUAGGAAAUAUUCUGGGUUUACGUACACUUCCAGCAAAUAUGUGCAGCUGAAGGAACCCGCUAAUGAUAAUGUAGGUGCCUUACUGCCUUCAGCAAGCACGAGUUCUAUUACUUCUGCCGCCACGACCACUGGCAUCAAUGGCAAUAAUGGACCUCUACAUGCAACUCGAAGACUAGUUGACGAUAGUGUCUGCAAAGAAGACACCGGGAUUGGUGCAAGUAGUUUGUACAAACCAAGUAGUAAUUACUCUUCCUCCGCAUUAUUAACUUCGGCCGCGACUCCUGCGACAAGUUCAAUGUUUGAGAAAAGCAUCGUCCGACCUACAGUUGCUGGCUACAGUAGCAGUGUUUUGGAUGAACCGAAAUCCUAUCAUCACAAUAAACCUUACAGGACAGGGCAAGAAGUAACAAACUCAUCUGUGAUAUACAACGAUCUUAGCUCACGCACCCCUUCUGUUGAAGAUGAUGAAGACGGUCAUCUCAUUUACAGAAAUGGAGACAUACUUCUACAAAGAUAUAAGAUUAUGGACACGCUUGGCGAGGGAACAUUUGGAAAAGUGGUCAAGGUCAGGGAUCUCAACAAGGAUCGGUGCUUAGCAUUGAAAAUAAUAAAAAACGUCGAAAAGUACAGAGAAGCUGCCAAGUUGGAGAUUAAUGUACUAAAGAAACUAGCUGAAAAGGAUCCUAAGAACAGUUUAUGCGUCAAGAUGUUGGACUGGUUUGACUACCACGGCCACAUGUGCAUUGCGUUUGAGAUGUUGGGACUGAGUGUCUUUGACUUUUUGAAAGACAACAGUUAUCACCCGUAUCCGUUGGAACAAGUUCGGCAUAUCGCGUACCAGAUGUGUCACGCAGUGAAAUUUUUGCAUGAAAAUCAGUUGACGCAUACUGAUCUAAAACCGGAGAAUAUUCUUUUCUGUUCUUCCGACUAUGAUAUUUCAUUCGACAACCGACGUAAAAAAGGUUUUCGUCGAGUCAAGAAUUCUGAAGUUCGUUUGAUUGAUUUCGGUUCUGCUACAUUCGAUUAUGAGCACCAUUCGACGAUCGUUUCUACUCGUCAUUACCGUGCUCCUGAAGUCAUACUAGAAUUGGGAUGGGCACAACCUUGUGAUGUUUGGAGUUUAGGAUGCAUCAUGUUUGAGCUGUACCUGGGUAUUACCCUCUUCCAGACGCAUGAUAAUCGAGAGCACUUAGCAAUGAUGGAACGAAUCUUGGGGCCAAUACCAUCAAGGAUGGCAAGGAAGACCAAGUCAAAAUAUUUUUAUCACGGAAAAUUGGAUUGGGACGAGCGAUCUUCUGCUGGUCGAUAUGUUCGAGACAACUGCCAUCCUCUAAUGCGUUAUAUGAAAACUGAUGACGAGGAUACCCGGCAACUGUUCGACUUGAUUAGGAAAAUGCUCGAGUACGAGGCUCCACAACGCAUCACAUUAACUGAAUCCUUGAGCCACCCUUUUUUCGACAAAAUUCCGGCCUACAUGCGCCUCCGAGGUUAUACUGAUGGCGGUGAUGGUAAAAGCAAGAAUAAUAAUAUGUCUCCUACUCGAGAACGAAAUCAUUCUCUAUCCAGAUGAAAAUAAUAAUAAUAGAGUCCUAUGUAUUUCGCACCGGAACUUCUACUCGCUUAGAUUUCUUGUUUUCACCAUUACUCAAUAAUAUAAUUAUCACUUAACUUAAUAGCUAUAUACAACUUGUGUGUCUUAGAGAUAUCCUGAAUGAUUAUCUGUCAAUGUGUUUUGUUUCAUUGCACAUAGGUGAAGAUCAGUAUUCGAUCUACCGGAGGAUAAGAUAACGUAAUUUGUCCAUAACGAAUGCGAAUCGACUUGAACAAUAUUGAAAUUAACCCUGUCGAAGUUCGAGAGUCAAGAUUGAAUAUAUAAUCAAGAGCUUCGUCCGUCAGUCUAACUAACACACAACGUUACAUGAAUAGUAUCCAAUUUCCGUUGUAUUAUUUUGGUCGUGAACCAUAUUAUUAUUUGUUUUGUGGUCAAAUUUUGAGUGACGAAUUUUAUUUUAUAACUUUUGUUGGCAAAUUCUCUUGGUAUUUCUGAAUUCUAAGAAAUUGGUAGUUGGCUAUUAGCAAAUAAAGAAGCAAAAUAAAGUUUUACUUAUAAACACUUCACUGUCGUUUACCCAGUCAUUUGUAUAUGAACAUUAACACUGGUUAUUCCUACCAGGUCACAUUAUUUUGCGAUUGAAGUUAGUUUUUGCAGAUUUAUAGUGCAGUAGAUAAAAUAGUGAUAUUUUGCAUUGCAUUAAUUUAAUUAAGUUAAUUCAAGCAUUUUUCAAAAUAUUGACAGGAUGAAGAUUACACAUGUAUGUUCAUUAUAUCGACUAUAAUUAUUAAUUGUACUCCGUGCGUAUAUUGACUAUGUAUUUAUUUCAUGCUGGAUUCAGCAUGCACAGAUUAGCUUAAGAUCAUUAUUUACGGUAUCGUGAUAAUUUUUAAGACUUGUAAGAUUAUUAUUAGCGGCCACUGUACUAAUUGUUAUUCAUAUUGAACGGUCAAGUAAUCUGUGUAUGUAACAAAUUAAACUACGAGAAAGUAGCAUGCAUUUAAUGUAUUUCCACAGUGAGGUUUACUGUUCGACUUUACCAUAUGCUGUGUGUGUAAUAAAAAUAUUCAAUUCUUAAAUAUUUGAUGCAGUUCAAUUUUCAAUUAGUGUUUACCUAAAAGUAACCCCCUGUAAGACACGUUACGUGUCUUAUAAAAUAGAGUAACGCAAAGAAAUUAAUAAAAUGUUAUUCCUUUAAGAUUCAACUUCGAGCAAUUCAAUAAAUAUAUGUUUAAGAUA
Molecule: messenger RNA, 5458 nt
Organism: Folsomia candida
Lineage: Eukaryota; Metazoa; Arthropoda; Collembola; Entomobryomorpha; Isotomidae
Product: probable serine/threonine-protein kinase dyrk2
Exons: 12
Coding region: 668-4237 (1189 amino acids)
Biological process (GO): protein phosphorylation
Cellular component (GO): nucleus
Molecular function (GO): ATP binding; protein kinase activity
Source: RefSeq, a predicted model, not a curated record